Messenger RNA from Solea senegalensis (Senegalese sole), 3326 nucleotides. RefSeq names its product anoctamin-9-like. The record is from RefSeq and is a predicted model, not a curated record. Gene Ontology annotation, biological process: chloride transmembrane transport. Gene Ontology annotation, cellular component: plasma membrane. The coding region runs from base 249 to 2591 and encodes 780 amino acids. Lineage: Eukaryota; Metazoa; Chordata; Actinopteri; Pleuronectiformes; Soleidae. Gene Ontology annotation, molecular function: chloride channel activity; protein dimerization activity. The transcript is spliced from 24 exons.
GAACGCAGCCAUGAGUCGCGCGCUCACCUGUCGGUAUGCGGAAGCGAGCAGGUUGAUGUUGAUGAGCUCAGUGUUUAAUAUGGAAAUGGUCUGGUGUUGAUAAAGUGGACGAGUGUCGUGAUGAAGCUUUAAGUGUUCGUGGUAAGGACACAGCCCCAUGAAGAACCCCGCGUGGGUCGCCACCACGCUGCUGGAGUUAUUUGCUUUUCUUCUGUGACUGAAAGUGUGGGAAAAAACGGCGUACCGACAUGUUCUUCACGACCCCCCAGGACGACUAUGAACUCUGGGAGAGACAAAAAGAUGGAACUGAGCAUUUACUCCCUCCCACGUCCACACAUAGAACGUUUGACUAUGUACUAGUGGCCAACAAGGUGGACGAUGAUGACGCUGACCAGAAAGGUCAGAGACAAAAAGCCUACCUCCACCAGCUUGAGAAGAAAAACAUAACCAUCACUAGGAUUGUUCACGAUGACAAAGUGUUCUUUGGCGUGCGUGCUCCAAAAGACAUUUUCGAACACUACCAAUAUCUUCUCAAAGUCUCCGACUCCUGCAACUGGUGUGGAGACGUGAAGGGAACUGUCACGCAGGCUACCAGGAUCAGGAUUGUCUAUUUCAUUCUUCAUCAGACAUUCAUCAACACAGGGGAGAACUUGAAGGAACUGCUGAUGAAAGACGUUUUUGAAACCAUAUUCUGCCUCCACGAGAGAAAAGAGCAGAAAGUGCUGAAGAGGAAGUGGGCUCGAUGGUCGGCCCUGUUUACAGGACAACCCGUCAAUGAAGUCAAAUGUUACUUUGGAGAGAAGGUGGCCUUGUACUACCUGUGGCUAGGUUGGUACACCAAGCUGCUGGUACCAGCUGCUGUGCUGGGUGUUGUAGUGUUCCUGUAUGGACUUGCCUUUUUCAACACCAACCCCCUCAUUCAGGAAGUGUGUAAUUCCAGCAUCAUCAUGUGUCCUCGCUGUGAUGAUAUUAAGUGCAAAGUGUGGAAGCUCUCAGACACUUGCUCCUAUGCUAAGAUCAGCCAUCUAUUUGACAACGAGGGCACUGUGGCUUUCGCUAUGUUUAUGGCAAUUUGGGCUACUCUGUUCCUGGAGUUGUGGAAGAGACAUAGAGCCAGACAUGUUUCUCAGUGGAAGGUCUACGACUGGUGUGAAGAAGAGGAGGAACUGAUAAUGGAAAUAGUCAACGAUCCAUACUGUAUGCCCAAACAGUUCAGACACUCCUACCUGCGCAGCACUCUGGUCCUCAUCCUGGUCACACUUAUGCUGUUGAUUAUCAUUGGACUUGCUCAUUCUCUGGUGGUGUUUCGAGUUGUGGCUGCUGCCUUGUUGGCUGAGGCCAACUCGGAGUUCAUCAAAGAUCACUCCUCCGCUGUGGCCAUGAUGCUGGGAGCUGUCCUGCACUAUCUUACCAUUCAGAUCAUGACACGGGUGAAUCGAUGGGUUGCCCUCAAGCUUUGUCACAUAGAGAAGACAAACUCAUUUGCCUCCACAGAGAGGAGCUUCACAAUUAAGAUGUUCACCUUCCAGUUCUUUACUCUCUUCUCUUCACUCUUCUACGUGGCCUUCUUCCUCGGCAGAAUAAAUGGCCAUCCAGGAAAGUAUGUGCGUAUCGCUCGCUGGAGACUGGAGGAGUGUCACCCGAGUGGUUGUUUAACAGACCUGUUCAUUCAGAUGGCCGUGAUCAUGGUGCUCAAACAGACUCUCAACAACAUCUUUGAAUUCACAGUGCCGUGGUUAAAGACGUGUCUAAAAAGAAAAACCGUAAAGAAGCUGCAGAGGAAGUGUGGCCACUGUUACAGGAAAGGCUGUCGUAAUGCCCAGGGAAAUGUUGACGCAUGUGACAUCUGCAAACUCCAGGACUGGAUUCGAAACUAUCAUCUGGCCGACUCAAAUGCCUUUAGCCUUUUCAAUGAGUUCCUGGAAAUGGUGGUCCAGUUCAGUUUCACCACCAUAUUUGUGGCCGCGUUCCCCCUCGCCCCCCUGCUGGCCCUGAUCAACAACAUCUUCGAGAUCCGCCUCGAUGCCAUCAAGAUGGUUCGCCUUGAACGUCGGCUGGUUCCCAGGAAGACUAACGACAUUGGUGUGUGGACACAGGUGUUGGAAGCCAUUGGUGUGUUGGCGGUGAUCGCUAACGGUUUAGUCAUCGGCGUGUCGUCAGACUUCGUUCCACGCCUUGUCUAUCGCUACCGUUAUGGCCCAUGCGCAUCUGGGAUCUCUCAGACAAACUGCAUGCAGGGCUACAUCAGAGACACCCUUUCCACGGCUUUCUUGAGUAACCCAGCAGUUCGAAAAGACUUUACUAAAGAACAGAUGUGGACAGAGAAUGGCUUCAAUGCUACACAGUGCAGCUACAGAGACUACAGGAGUAACGAGGACUACACGUUAACCUCUCAGUUUUGGGUAGUGCUGGCUGUGCGCUUCGCCUUUGUCAUCCUGUUUGAGCACGUGGUGGUGGUGUGUAAGUUUAUAGCAGCGUGGUUCGUCCCCAACAAUCCCAUGCAGGUGAAGAAUGAGCGUCUACAUGACAAACUGGCUCGGCUAAAGGAGGAGCUCCGUGAUCUGAAAAGCAGCAGAUCCACAGAUGUCUGAAUCCUCCUGACUGGUCCUGACUGGUCCUGACUCUUGUUUUUAUCAUUUCUAUUUGCUGAUGGACUGUGAUGCCGGGCUCCAUUUUGAUGUUUUUAUGUCAUGAUACAAAUGGACUUUUAAUUUUUUGUUUUGCUUGACAUGUGACCACACACACACACACACAUGCUGUACAUAUCACUCUCCUGUUGACAUUCUUGAGAUUUUUUUUAAACGGAAUAUAUUUGAACUAAUCAACUGUAUGUUGUUAUUAAUAAUAAUAAUGACUUGUUACUGUAAGAGGGCCGACUGAGUUAUCUGGUUAACAGUUCAAACAGUUUGCUGGACAGAAAAACGACAUGGAUUAACAUUUCAUAAGAAGUUUAAUACCUUACAAACAUUACACUGAACCAGACAGGACAACGAUCCGUCCCAAUACCUACACCUGCAUUCUUGAUUGAAUGUAGUAUUAGCAGGUAAAAGACGGGUGUCUUUUUAUAGUCGACACACACUGAAUGGACAUUUUCCCUGACACUCUAUCUCCUGUAGACCACAAUUUAUCCCAGCGGUUCUCCACGAUUCUCCAUCUGUUGGUGUUAAUGAGCCUACACCCGGGUUUUAGGACUGCCGAUCAUCUACAUACACGAGCAAGUGAAAGUAAAAACAAUAUUAUUUAUUUGUACUCUCUCAUUUGUCCUGUCUAUAUUGUGACAGUCAACAAAUAAAACAUUCAAAUAUAUUAAAAAAAACAGAAUGCCA